CUAUUUGAGGAACAGGAACGUGUUUAAUCAAGGCUAAACUUCACUUGCAUUCAGAAAGCGCCAGCUAUAAUGGUAAAAUGAAGGCACCUGUAUAUUCAGUGGGAUAUGUUUAUUUCUGUAUCUUGUUCGGAAAUGUUUAUACAUUGAGUUGUUUAGGAAAAGAUGGAAACUAUGAAUGUUGCAGAGGGUAUAUGUGGAACGAGACCACCGGAGGUUGCGAUACAAAGUGCCUCCCGGGCUUCUAUGGAGUUAACUGCAGCAAGAGUUGUGUGGCCGGUCGGUACGGGGAGGGGUGUCAAUCCGUGUGCACGGAGUGUUCUAACCGGACGUGCAAUGUGUCCUACGGCUGUCCUCACCCAACCACUACAGCCCAGGAGUUGAAUACAGUAACUAUGAAGCAAUUGCCUCAGCAAAAUCUUCAAAAUGACGCUGCAUCGCAAGACACAGAGACAUGGCUGUACAUAGUUGCGGGGGUUUCUAUUGCAAGUUUUGUGAUGGCUUUGUUGAAUAUCAUUAUAAGCAGCUGGAGGAGAUGUAAUGUGAACAUCACCUCAUCUCAACCAACUGGAAUGGAAAACGAGAAGAAGAGCUACCAAACCUUAAUGAAAAACACAAUCUACACCGGGCCGGCGCAUGUUGUCAUGAACGCGGACACCGUGGAGCGAAACUUCUCCGUGGUGAUGACAACAGCGUCAUGUGACAACAUGUCUACAUUCCCGGAUGCUACUGAACCGAAAUCUGUAGAAGAGAAAAGAAAACAACCAAACGGAACAGUUGAGAUCUAUGAGUCAUUGAAAUAGAGAAAAAAGUUAUAUGCUUUUAACAACAACAACAAAAAAACAUUUUUUUUUCAAAUAGACACUGAAAAAGUGUAAUUUAUGAAAUGUAUGUGAAAUUCUUAUACUUAUGAAGAUUCAUUGGAUUUUCCCUUGGGUGUUUUGAUGUAGGAAUUAAUUUAUUCUAUUAAUCUAUGUUGGUAUGGAUUGCGCUCUCAUUAAACAUCUGUGACAUAAAUUUGCAGUGCUAAGUGACAUCUUUAUAACGGCAUGUUUCUUUCAUCAACUUUAUGUGCUCUUUUGUAAUGUUAUUGUAAAAUUGUAAUAUUUGAUGAUAUGAUAAAGAUGUAUUAUAUAACUCCUUACAAAAAAAAAUUUAAAAACAUUUUUACGAUAAUAAGGACACUAACAACAUACAAAUUGAAUAUUUAUUUUAUGAGUAUUUGUAUAAAGUGGUGACAAGAUGGAACAAUCGUCAACAAUAUAUUUAAUUGAUAUUCAAAUCGAUAACCAGGAAAUAUUUGUAAAUAUUUCAUCAAAUAAAUAUUCCAAUAUGAAAAAAAACCGCUUAAAUAAAAAUUUAAAAUACAGAUAGAUCAGUAUGAUAAUCUAUCUGCACGGCCUGGUGUGUUAUAUGACCAGCGAUAUCAUAAAAAAACACUAAAUGCUUAAUAUUUAUACUCAUUGUGUAUAUAUACAAAAUUAUUCAUAAAUUCAGGACAUCAACAAACAUCAUGGCGGCAUUGAGAAUCAGCUGAUAAAAAGGCAGUUACAUGUACGGACUCAGAAUUGGUAUAAUGAUGUCACCUAUUACAAUACUAGGUAUUGAAAGCUGAUUUUUUUAACGAUAUAUCUUAUCAUUAUUGUCAAUAAUGUGACUAAUAUAAUAAAUUACUUUGAAAAAGAUUUGACAGAUGUAUCCCAACCUAUAAGCAAAUACCGGUAUUAAAUGAAGUUAAUAUGUUAUUAUGUAGAGUUUUAUUGAUCAGAAAGAGCACUUUGUCUUUUGAUUUAUAUGCUUGUGUAUCUCGGGUCAUAAUUUGAACCAUUAUAAUGUGUAAUAUAGAACAUCACUCUGUGUUAUCACUAAUUGAGUAGAAAAGGCGUCCUGAGGUUUCAGAACUUGUGUCCAAUUCUUAUGUUCACAUCAACAAACAAUAGAAUAUGUUUAAUUCAAAUCGAAUUUCUAAUUAGUAUAUUUGUUCUGGGAUUUGGAGAUGCAUUAAGUUAAUCGAAAAAAAUAGUGUGUGUUUUCAAACACAAUUUAGAAUCAAUUUUAUUUAUCCCACGCAAUGUAUUGUUUCCUGGAUCAAUUCUAAAUUUCAAUUUUAUACUGACAUUUGACGUUAAAAACGUUAAAAAGACCCUGCAAAUGACAGGUUUUUCCCCCCUUAAAUGUUUGUGAAAGUGGUUUUAUCGUGGUUUUUGUUCUUUUUUAUUUCUUUUUUUUUAUAUACAUUUUUCAUACAUUGUAGUUUGCAUAUUUUGUUCAUUAUUAUAUCACAUUAUAUAUCAUAUACUCGUUAUCUAAAUAAAUUCUCAUUUUAUUUAUUCAUUGCGUUUGAUGUUUUUCUGUAUCUUUGAAAGCUGUUGCGAGAGAUGGUACGAUUCACAAAAAUAAUAAGCAAAAGAUAAAAAUUGACACAGGCGUCAAAAGAACGCCCGCAAACUCUUUGUUUUUCUGAACAAGAAACAAUUGAAACAAAAAAGGUUGACUUUUGCCAAUUAUAUUACAUGAAAAAUCUACGAUGAUACGGACAAAGUUGUGUACAUCAGCUUAAUGUAAUAUA
Messenger RNA from Magallana angulata, 2566 nucleotides. RefSeq lists its product as uncharacterized. Bases 78 to 800 code for a protein of 240 amino acids. The record is from RefSeq and is a predicted model, not a curated record. The transcript has 4 exons. Lineage: Eukaryota; Metazoa; Mollusca; Bivalvia; Ostreida; Ostreidae.